Phytophthora infestans T30-4 is the source of this 660-nucleotide messenger RNA. RefSeq names its product maleylacetoacetate isomerase. The record is from RefSeq and is a predicted model, not a curated record. Gene Ontology annotation, molecular function: glutathione transferase activity; maleylacetoacetate isomerase activity. Gene Ontology annotation, biological process: L-phenylalanine catabolic process; glutathione metabolic process. The transcript has a single exon. Lineage: Eukaryota; Oomycota; Peronosporomycetes; Peronosporales; Peronosporaceae. Bases 1 to 660 code for a protein of 219 amino acids. Gene Ontology annotation, cellular component: cytoplasm.
AUGGUAGAUAACUACAUUCUGUACUCGUAUUGGCGUAGCAGCUGCUCGUGGCGUGUGCGGAUCUCGCUCGAGUGGAAGGACAUCCCGUACGAGUAUCGAGCUGUGCACCUGCUGAAUGGCGGUGGUGAGCACUUCAAGGACGAGUACACGACGCUCAAUCCGAACCAGCGUCUACCAACACUCGUCGUGGAUGGCCACGUACUGCCACAAUCUGCUGCUAUCCUCGAGUUCCUAGAGGAGACGCAUCCAGAAAAGCCACUUCUGCCCAGCGAUCCGUUCGCUCGCGCCCAAGUCCGCAAUCUUUGUGCCAUUAUCGGCUGUGACAUCCAGCCGAUCCAGAAUUUGACGGUGCAAGUCAAGGCGACAGAGGAAGUACCUGAGGACCAGCGAGGCGCCAAGAAACAGGCGUGGGGGAAAUUCUGGAUUGACCGAGGCUUUGAAGCGCUGGAGCGCGAACUGGCCAAGACUGCGGCCGCGUACUGCUUCGGAGACGAGAUCACGCUAGCAGAUCUGUAUCUGCAGCCGCAAGUGUACAACGCUAACCGUGUCGGUGUGGACAUGACCAAGUACCCGAUUAUUUCUCGCAUCUCCGCGAGUCUGGAGACCUUGCCAGCUUUCCAGAAAGCCCAUCCGUCCCAACAACCGGAUGCAGUCAACUAA